This is a messenger RNA of Pseudoliparis swirei, 3272 nucleotides long. Its product is annotated as Na(+)/H(+) exchange regulatory cofactor NHE-RF1-like. The coding region runs from base 891 to 2090 and encodes 399 amino acids. The transcript has 6 exons. The record is from RefSeq and is a predicted model, not a curated record. Gene Ontology annotation, biological process: protein localization to plasma membrane. Gene Ontology annotation, cellular component: apical plasma membrane. Gene Ontology annotation, molecular function: protein-membrane adaptor activity; signaling receptor binding. NCBI's taxonomy places the organism in Eukaryota, Metazoa, Chordata, Actinopteri, Perciformes, Liparidae.
UUGGAAAAAAAACUAUUUUAAUGGAUGGAUGGAUACUUUAUUAUUCAUGGGGAAAAUUCUCUUUCAAUUUCUAUUAUUUUGUGAUUUUAAUAGCAGGAAUUCAAGAGAAUAGAUGCAGUCUGUAUCAGAUAAUGUGCUAAAUAAACAGAAAGGUGAGUAAAGGUUGUGAAGUAAAAAGAUGCCAGAUAUUAGGACUAUUCAGAGCAGUAAGUACAAAAAAGUGUUACUCAUUGAGGAAAUAUAUGGCACAAAGCUGGGCAAGAAAACGUAAAACUAGAACGAUGAAAAAGGAAUAAAAAAAGUUUUUAACACACACAAAAGAUAGGCAGGGGGGGGGGGCAGUGUUUCUUUUUCUUUCUUUCUUAAAUCCAAACAAUAUCUGGUCCUUUGAUCAUCAUCUUUAUUGUCCUAGCCUCGGGUUGUGUUUACUCCUCCCCACUUUGCGUGAGGCUGCCAGCUGGGCCGGUCCCUGAACGCACCUCCCUCUUCCUGAGUGGCUUUUCUACUUUUUGUCGCACAGCGAGCGGGAGCCGAGAGUCCGAGCAGACCGGGUCCAGUCCUCCGGUCCUGAACCUCAACUUUCUGAUAGCAGGAGCCUCAGUGAGGAUUUAUUACAAGUGUGAGGACCGGACUCUGACUCCGACUCUGACCCUGCGAGUGGACGUGGACCAGAGAGUGGGACAAACUCUUCCCACGGACUAAUCUCCCCAAGAGGGCGGGGGGUUGGGUGUUUUUACUUGAAGGGGUACCACUCAUUCUCACACACACACACACACACACACACACACGCACACACACACACACACACACACACACACACACCUACCACUCCCCAGCAGCAUCCUGCACAGGUCGUGGAGUCAUUCCCACUUGCAACAAGACGUUGAGCCAUGCCGAGCAAGAGCCAGCAUCCGCGCCCGCGGCUGUGCACGCUGGAGAAGGGGGACAACGGCUACGGCUUCCACCUCCACGGGGAGAAGGGCAAGACGGGCCAGUUCAUCCGGUUGGUGGAGCCCGACAGCCCGGCUGAGACGUCCGGGCUCCACGCCGGGGACCGCCUGGUGUUCGUGAACGGGGAGGACGUGGAGAACGAGAGCCACCAGCAGGUCGUGUCCCGGAUACGAGCCACCGUGGGCCGGCUGGUGCUCGUGGUGGUGGACCCGGACACCGAGCAGCUGCUGAAGAAACACAACAUGAAGUGUCUGAAGGAGCACGUCAGCGACGGCAUCCCGUUACCUUUUGACGAGGAGGAGGGGGGGGAGGUCAUGGUGGAGGAGGAGGUGGUGGUGGAGCAGCAGCAGGAGCACCGGGACGCGGACGGGACGGUAAACGGAGAUGAGCGGCACGACAAAGAGGGUGAAGAGGAAGAGGAGGAGACACCCAGAGAGUCCACGCCGGUCCCGAAGAGGAACGGCGGGGAAAUCCACGUGCACGUCGAGAAAAAGCUGAGCAUCAACUCUGAGAAGGAGGCGUUGUGCACUGAGCUGCGGCCCCGUCUCUGUGUGAUCCAGCGGGGGGCGAGCGGAUAUGGCUUCAACCUGCACAGCGAGCGGGCGCGGCCGGGCCAGUACAUCAGAGCGGUGGAUGAAGACUCUCCAGCUGAGAGGGCGGGCCUGCUGUCCAUGGACAGGAUAGUGCAGGUGAACAGUCUGUCGGUAGAAGGGAAGACGCAUUCAGAAGUCGUGGCCGCCAUUAAAGCCGGCGGGAAAGAGGCCCGUCUGCUGGUGGUGGACCCCGACACGGACGCCUUCUUCAAGAGGUGCCGAGUGGCCCCCGCCUUGGACCACCUGUCUGGUCCGCUGCCUGAGCCGGUCAUUAAUGGAGGACUGGAUGAAAAGGUGAAUGGCCGAGGGGCCACAGAGAGGGACUCAAUGCUGUCAGUCAGUCCUUCUCCUUCCAACGCCUCGUCCAACACCUCGCUCACAACCCUGCCCACCAACACCCCGCCUGAGGGGUUUAUUGCGGACGCCAUCCCAGCGCUCAACAUGUCCCUGCAGCAGGUUAAAGAGCUCGCCCACCAGAAACGCUCCAGCAAGAGAGCCCCGCCCAUGGACUGGACCAAGAAAAAUGAACUCUUCAGUAACCUAUAGGGCAUCUGUGCCCAACUCACACAGAUUUUAUAGUGAUUCUUACAGAAAGACAUUAGUUUUGUAUCAUCAUGACAAAAGAGCAGAUUAACUAUUGGCACCAGACAAAUCCAGACAUUCUGUAAAAUACAGUAUUGUUCUUAUUACUCUUCAUGCGAUUAUAUAAUCCAGAUAUUCAAUAUGUAAUAAUAUGUUUAAUUUGAUACUAACAAUGAGAGAUGCAAAUGCCGAUGGAAGAUAACUGGACCAUGAUGUGUGCGUGUGUGUGUGAGUGUGCGUGAGUGUGUGCAUGUGUGUGCGUGUGUGUGUGGACCCUGACAGUCCCUGCUGGCCAGAGUCUGGUGCCUGUGGAAACGACGUAGAGUUGAUUGUUAUAUCUCGUGUCAUGACCGUCCUCCUCCUCCUCCUCCUCCUCCUCCUCCUCCUCCGUCGUCAGCUUAUUCGUCUUUUACAAGUUUCUACUAACUUCUUGUCUUCAACAGCAGGAGUGAAACCAGCCCGACAAUCAGUUCAUCAUAAAGAUAGUUGACCUCCUCGUUAGUUUGUAGGGUUCAAACAUUUGACUUGACAGUAAUGCUUUUAUUUGAGUUUACAUGUCAAAGCCCUUUUUUUGUGAUAUAAAAAAAAAGAAAAGGUAAAGAUAUUAUCUUCCCUCAUAGUACACAAAUGGGCUUUAAACUGGAAAUAACUGUGUUUUGAAGAGGAUUCUUUUAUAUUGUAUGUAUUUAUAUAUAUAUACACAGUAUAUAUCAUGUGUAAUGCAUAUUUUACAUUUUUUACAUGAAUUCCACUCUGAAAUGAAAUGUCCACCUUUUAUCUCCACUUUGUCUAAAUACGUGAUAUCCUCUUUCAUUAAAUGUGAACUACUGUUUAUUAUGAGUAACUUAUACCGUCCUCUCUUUGCCUUCAUGUCUAAAGUCUGAGUGUCUGGAAUAUUUGUUUUGCUCUCGUGAGAAAUUAGAUUUUUACACAUUUCUUUCAAUGUCUUAAAAAAUAUUAUGUAACUUUGAGAUGAUUUAUUUCUAGAAGAACGUCCGUGCUUCAGAUUUUAUGCUUUUGUUCAUGCCAUUAAUGAGAAUGGCGAUGAUUUUUCAAAAUGAAGGGUUUAAUUAUACAAAGAGGUUUUUUUUGUAGCUUGUGUAAGAAGAAAGUGAUUUCUAUACUGAAAUAAAUCCGUCAUCAUAA